AAGAUGCUCUCUUUGAUCUUUUUCCUUUUGGUCCUGAAUCUUGCCCUCAUUUUCUGCAGUUUGACUGACCCCAAGUGCUUCAUGAGAAUAAAAAAGAACAACAAAGAACAAGAUAUAGAGGAACAUUGUUUCUUUUCUAUUUAUACAGAGGAUGGGUAUGUAAAGAAUAAUGAUUUCACUGAGAAUCUAAACAAGAAGUUGACACCUGACAACAUCAACUUGAUUUUCUCUCUUUAUUUUGCCAUGGAAGAAAUCAAUAGGAAUCCUCAUAUUUUACCCAACAUUUCUCUGCUAGCUACCAUCAAAUGUAAUGUGUCUUAUGGUCACAUUAAAUCUAUUUUCUCUUCAAGAAGAAGAGAAUACUUUCCUAACUACUACUGCUCAAAAGAGAGAAGAUAUUUAAUUACACUUACAGGACCACGGUGGCGAGCAUCUGCCAUUUUUGGGUUCCUCCUCUACCUUUCUAGAACUCCAGAGCUUUAUUAUGGGUAUUUUCACCCUCAACUGAGUGUCCAUGAACAAUUUCCUCAUCUCUCCCAGAUAUCGCCCAAGGACACAUCUCUAGCACUGGCCAUUGUGUCCCUAGUGGUUUACUUCAGAUGGAACUGGGUGGGAAUGAUCAUCUCAGAUGAAGAUCUUGGAAAUCAUUUUCUUUCUGAAUGGAGAGGAAUGAUGAAAAGAAACAUUGUCUGUUUAGCAUUUGUGGCUAUUAUCCCACUGAAUAGAGAGUUAUACUGGAAAAUGUAUAUGAAGAAUUAUAACAAGGUCAUGACAUCGUCAGCAAAAGUAGUGAUUGUCUAUGGAGACAGAGAUACUAAUAUGGCAUUCAACUUUUGGAUGUGGAAACCUCUAAAGAUUCAGAGAAUCUGGGUCAGUGUGUCACAAUUUGAUAUGUUCAUAGAAGGAGAUUUCAUGCUUAACUCCCCCGAUGGGAUUCUCAUUUUUUCCCAUCAGCAUUCUGAGAUGUCUGGUUUUAAACAAUUUCUGCAGACAAUGCGUCCUUUAAACUACAGUGAUGAAGUUUCUCUUGUAAAACUAUGGUGGUCUUAUUUUAAAUGUUCUUUACCAUCAUCUAAUUGUGACAAACUGAAGAAUUGUCCAACAAGAACCCUAUUGAAAUGGUUAUUUAGGACACCGUUCGGAAUGUCCAUGAGUGAUGUAGCUUAUAACUUAUAUAAUGCAGUGUAUGCUGUGGCCCACACACUCCAUGAGAUGCAUCUACAAGUAGACACAUGGCCAAAGAAUGCUGGUAAGAAGCUGGAACUUGACUCCUGGAAGAUAUUCUCUUUUCUGAAGAACAUACAAUUUGAAAAUCCUGCUGGAGACUUUGUGGCCAUGAACCAGAAAGUAAAACUGAAUACAGAAUAUGACAUUUUCUACAUCAUGGAUUUUCCACCAAAUUUUGGACUUAAGAUGAAAAUAGGAAAGUUUUCCAGUCAUUUUCCAAAUUAUCAACAGUUAUAUAUGUCUGAUGAAAUGAUAGAGUGGGCUACAGGUUUUAGACAGACUCCACCCUCGGUAUGCAGCCCACCUUGCCGUCCAGGACUAAGAAAAUUCCCUCAAGAGGGAAGGGCUAUCUGCUGUUUUGAUUGCAACCCGUGUCCUGAAAAUGAAAUUUCAAACAUGACAAACAUGGAUGAAUGUGUGAAGUGUCCACAUGACCAGUAUGCCAACAAAGAUCAAACUCACUGCCUCCAAAGAGUUGUGAGCUUUCUGGCUUAUGAAGAUCCCUUGGGAAUGUCUCUGACCUGCUUGGCUCUAUGCUUCUCAGCUCUUACAGCUUUUGUACUGUAUGUCUUCUUGAAGCACCGGGACACUCCCAUUGUCAAGGCAAAUAACAGAGCUCUCAGCUAUGUCCUACUCGUCUCCCUCAUCUGUUGCUUUCUCUGUCCCUUGCUCUACAUUGGCCAUCCAGACACACCCAGCUGUAUAAUGCAGCAGACCACAUUCGCAAUUGUGUUCACUGUGGCCACCUCUUCUGUCUUGGCAAAGACAAUUACUGUAGUAUUGGCGUUCAAGGUCACUGCUCCAGAAAGAAGGAUGAGGUCACUGCUCAUAUCAGGGGCACCUAAUUUCAUCAUCCCCAUAUGCACCGUGAUUCAAAUGAUUCUCUGUGGAACCUGGUUAGGAACUUCCCCUCCAUUUGUUAACACUGAUGUACAUAUGGAACACGGCCACAUCAUUAUUGUUUGCAACAAAGGUUCGGUAAUCUUCUUCUACUUUGUCCUGGGAUACCUGGGGUCUCUCGCACUAGCGACUUUCAUUGUAGCUUUCCUGGCUAGGAAUCUGCCGGACACAUUCAAUGAAGCAAAGUUCCUGUCGUUCAGCAUGCUGGUGUUCUGUAGUGUCUGGAUCACCUUCCUGGCUGUCUACCACAGCACCAAAGGCAAGGCUCUGGUGGCUGUGGAGGUCUUCUGCAUCUUGGCCUCAAGUGCAGGGCUAUUUCUUUGCAUUUUUGCCCCCAAAUGCUACAUUAUUUUGUUAAGACCACAGAUAAAUUCUUUUCGCAAGUUCAGAGUCACAAAUGAUAAAGCUGAAAAUGUUCAUUAA
Myodes glareolus (Bank vole) is the source of this 2550-nucleotide messenger RNA. Its product is annotated as vomeronasal type-2 receptor 116-like. Lineage: Eukaryota; Metazoa; Chordata; Mammalia; Rodentia; Cricetidae. The record is from RefSeq and is a predicted model, not a curated record. Gene Ontology annotation, molecular function: G protein-coupled receptor activity. Gene Ontology annotation, biological process: G protein-coupled receptor signaling pathway. Gene Ontology annotation, cellular component: plasma membrane.